Exaiptasia diaphana is the source of this 3811-nucleotide messenger RNA. RefSeq names its product trichohyalin. Gene Ontology annotation, biological process: mitochondrion organization; cilium assembly; chemical synaptic transmission. The coding region runs from base 216 to 3794 and encodes 1192 amino acids. Gene Ontology annotation, cellular component: ciliary transition fiber; centriole. The transcript is spliced from 23 exons. NCBI's taxonomy places the organism in Eukaryota, Metazoa, Cnidaria, Anthozoa, Actiniaria, Aiptasiidae. The record is from RefSeq and is a predicted model, not a curated record.
CAGCCGAUUAGGUCUACUGCAAUCCGUCGUGCAAAUUUUCCGCCAAAAURUCGCGCCAUUUUAGUGCUGAACACCCCCCAACGGUCUCAAUUUAUUCGAGGAAGUAAAUGAUGGGCAAAAACCAAAAGAUGGGUACACUGUGCUGGCGCGAAAUGAUCUCCAUGACGACCGAGUAGCAUCUUUGUAUAGUUACGCAUGCGUGUAACAAAUCCAAAAUGGCGGGUAAGAAAAAGAAAAAAGACAAAAGAAAGUCUUCUGGUGCUUUGUCUCACAUUGCUUCUCACCUGGUUCCAAGUGCAAUCUUUGCCGCUGCGCCGCGAAGUGCUUCUCCAUCUGGAUCACUGUCAUCAACAUGGCCUCGAAGAUCCCCUGUCUCUCAAGCCAUCGGCUCGGCGGGAAACAUAGGGUGGGCACUUGUUGGUGAUAUGAAUAGAACUCAUUCUCAAGGAUCAGUACAACGUGACCCAUCUAAUCGUCCAGCGGCCGAUUUACCGUCCGUUCAACCACAAGAGGACUCGACGUACGAGAYAGUUGAUGUUGGUACAGAUUAUGACAAAACGACGAAAUUUGCCAAGAAUAAUGGUAGCGAGCAGGGACCAUCUGGUGUUCAACAUACUUACCAUGUACUGGAGGGUGAGACUGCUGACGAGGAAAAACCUGAGCCAGUUUACGCCAAGGUGGACAAAAGUAAAAAGAAAUCCAAGCAAGGCAAUAAAGGACAACUGUCGCAUGACUAUGAUGAUAUUACUGAUGAAAACAUAGCACUUAGCUCUGAAGAUGACUUGACAGAUGUGACUAGUAAUGAUGAGGACAGCUCUUCUACUGCUCCAGUAAAACGAAACUCAAAACGUUACAAAAAGAAGUCAAAGCCUCAGAAAGUCAGAAGACAAAGCAAUGAAGAAAGCAUAUCUGAGGAACAAAGUCCUCAAGAAAAUAUUGAGGGCUUGUUUGAGCAUCAUGUUGAGGAAAGCAAUGAACCAAAAAGGAAGUCUAAACGAUCAAUACAUCUAUCAAAAAAGCGCAAUUCUAUUGAUACUGUAGAUGAUGAGCAUCAAAAUGAUGAUAACAUAGAUGGUAAGACUUCACCAACAGAAACACUAUAUAGUUCAUCUAGUGGAAAGAAGGUUUUCAAAAAAUCUAGUCUUAAAAGAAGAUCACAAGUAGCACCUGAGGAGGAAAUUGAUUUGACUGGAAAUAAUCCACAUGCUGAUAAAGAAAGACAUUUAGAGAGGGUAGGCUUUGAAGGCACUUCACAAAAAGUAGAGCUAUCAGAUAUAUCUGAAGAUGAGGAAGGCAUCACUUUGAGAGGUUAUCCAAUAUCUAGAGACAAAAGAUUUCCCAAUAAAAUGAUUGUUAAUGAAGAAAUAAAAGUGACAGAGUCAGAUGAUUUGAAUUUAGAAGGAUCUCCAUAUCCUAACUCUCUCUUUGRUGAGAUGCCUGAAGAGAGCAUGAAGCACCGUUCUAAGUUGUCACCAAAAAAAUUUGAAAAUAAAGCUGACUCAGCUAUUUCUUUCAAUGAACAAAAGAGGCAACUUGAAGAUUUAAUCAAACAGCAAGAAACUGUUUACAGACAACAAGCACAACAACAAAAAGAACAGCAAAUACAAGCAGCAAAACUAACACAACAACAGCUUGAUCUACAGAAGCAAUUGCAACAUCUAGAACAACUCCAAAGUGAGAGACUUCUCAAUCUUUCUAGUCCUUCAUCUAACCAAGAUUUUAACAUGCCAAAAGACAUGCUUGAACAGCAGGAAAACUUUCUUCGGCUGCAGCAACAACAACAAGCAAAAUAUGAGAGUCAGCAGGAAAGGGUACUUAACCAACAACAGAAGAUUUGUGAUCAAAUAAAAGAUCUAGAAUAUCAGCAGAAAGAGUUUCAGUCAAACCUAAGCAUGUUAAGUCCCAAGGAAAGUGACCUGGCAGAUAUACGGUGGCAAGAGAAGGAAAUCAUAAGACUUUUGAAUGAGCAGCAGUCACAUCAACGGAAAUAUGAGAAGCUGCACAGGCUACAGCAACAACAGCUAGAGCAGCAAGCAUUAAAAUUCCAGCAAGAGAGAAAGGCAUUGGAAACCCAGCAAGAAGCAUUGCAAAUAAAGAUAAAAGAGCAGGAAGAAAAAAGCAAGAAGCUUGAAAUUGAAUUAAAAAGUAUUUCAGCUAUCAAACCUUCCAAGAAAGCMAGAAAACUUGAUGGUUUACAAGAAACUGAAGAUGAUAUUAUUCCUAGCUCAAUAACUGAUGAGGUUGAUGCAAUACCUGUUUCACRCAGUCAUAGCAAGCAGUUUCAGAAGAAGAGUAGUAAGAGUGCCACCAAAUACUCCAUCAGUAGCAAUAUAGAUAUGUUGACACUAGAAAAUACAAGACUGACAGAGCUCAAUGUCUCUUUACAAAAAGAAAAUCAGGUUUUGAGGCAGUUUACUGARUCUAUGGAAAGAGGUUCUGGAGGAAAAUCACUGAUAACACAACAGUUUAUCAAGGAACUGCAGCAAGAAAAUAAAGUUCUGAAGGACACAAUUCACAGACUGAACAUGGAGUUGAGUAGAUAUCAAAUGAAAUACAGACAGGCAACAGCUGAGGAGGUUGAUGACUUUAUAUUUCCUAAAAGCCCAGGAUCAUGUCCAUGGCUGGUCAAUACUAAAUUUUUGGCCCCAUUGUUCGUGGCUUACGAUGACAGACUUAAAGAAAGGGAUGAUAUCAUCAAAGUCUAUGAUGAGGAGAUGACUGCAUUUAAAGCAAGACUCAUGGCGAUUGUGAAAGAAAACCAAGACUUACAUAUGAGAGUUGCCAAGUCCAAGCCAGAUGCACUUGUUUUAGAUGAAUGGCAACAGCUUCAAGAACAAGCUAAACUGGUUGUAGAAGAGAACUCAAUACUGAUGAAGCAACAAGACCUACAGCAAAGAAAGAUCAAAGAAAUGCAUCAAAUUCAUGGCCAAGAUGUUUCUAAGCUUUCACUGCGAAUUACAAAACUGGAAUCUGAAAAGAAAUCCCUGAAAACAGAACUGGAGGACAGUCGUCUUUGCCAGGCUGCCUUACAGCAGAAGUUUGAGACUCUACUGGCACAAGAAGAUAAAAAGAUUCCAAUCGAAGAACACCUAACAAUCAUGGAUGAGUGUAGAAGUAUUAUGGAAGACAUGAAAGAAACUAAAAAAUCAGAAACACAAGACAUGGAGUCCAAACUUGAGGCGGUCAACCAAGAAAAGCAAAAUCUUGCUUCAAGUCUUACAGAUUACAAAGCUCAAAUCUCUCAGUUAACUACAGAGCUUGACAUACACAGAAAGACCCAGAGAAAGCUAGAGCGAAAGAAUUUGGUUCUUCAAAAGAAGCUGGAACACAUCUUAGAACGAGAGGUUACUGCUCAACAAACUCUAGAUGAAGUUUUGAAAAUUGCCGAGAAAACAGCAGAAGAAAGAGAUAGCUUCGAAGAAAUGGCCAAAACCCAGAAAAUGAAGCAGAAAAAAUCUAAGACACUAUUAGAACAAGGAGAUAUGAGCAUCAUUGGUCUUCAUGAGAAACUMAAGUCGAGCAAAAGGAAGUCCAGUGAAAAAGUUGCAUUAAUCACAGGAAAAUUAAAUGAAAAAGAAAAAGAGGUCAACAAAAUCAAGGUUGAACAUGAAAAAGAGGUCAAUAGGCUUCGAGAACUCGUGCGUGAAAAGCAAAAGUGUAUGGAAGAGAUGAUGGGAGAGAGAAGGAUGUUUGACCAGCAACUUGACCAAGUUUGGAAAAAGGCUGACCRUGACACUCAACAAAUGAAGAAAAUCAUUCAAAAGGACAGCAUGGAUGAAACAGUUGAACAAUAAACCAAAUUYGAAUUUUA